Fundulus heteroclitus (mummichog) is the source of this 715-nucleotide messenger RNA. RefSeq names its product ependymin-2. Lineage: Eukaryota; Metazoa; Chordata; Actinopteri; Cyprinodontiformes; Fundulidae. Gene Ontology annotation, molecular function: calcium ion binding. The transcript is spliced from 6 exons. Gene Ontology annotation, biological process: cell-matrix adhesion. Bases 24 to 692 code for a protein of 222 amino acids. The record is from RefSeq and is a predicted model, not a curated record. Gene Ontology annotation, cellular component: lysosome; extracellular region.
GUGUCUGCAGGUUUUCCUGCACCAUGAACCCCCUCUGCGCUCUGUCCUGCUUCAGCCUGCUGCUGGCUGCCGCCACCAGCCAGGCACCCAAACCCUGCAUUGUUCCAGAUCUACUGACUGGUGGUGUUAGUGUGAUGACCGCCAAUGGCUCAAUGAUGACAUCAGGAACGUUGGCUUAUGAUGCUUUCGGACGCAGAAUGCGGGCCAGACACUAUGGCAGCUUUGGCAAUCAUACAUUCGCUGUGGACGAGCUGAUGCUUUACCAGCAGGAGACCAUGUAUGAAAUCAACUGGGGCACCAUGUCUUGUAGGAAGCUGCCGCUGGAUACCUACUUCAUGCCCAUGCAUGUCCCCGCUGAUGCUAAACUGCUUGGCCAGGCAUUCCUUGGCUCCAGUUCCUCUUGGGGAAUGGGUCUGCUGACCAACACCUGGUAUGGACAAUUUCCAAAUAACGAUACAUAUUCAACUGUCUUCACUGAGAUUGGCUGUCUCCCUUUGACUUUCUCCUACUUUUCUCCUAAAUCAGGAUGGACCCUUAUCAGCACCUACAAUUGGGUGAUUGGAUUGUCGAAUCCACUGGAUUUCUUCCCCCCUCCUUUCUGUUACAAUGUAGCAAUGGAGAAAUCUGCGAAGCCGUACACCUUCUUCUCUGCCAUGGAGUCCCUGGCGAUGAAGGCAAAAUCAAUGGCGUGAAAACUAGUACCUUCCCAGAAAAA